Boeremia exigua is the source of this 2218-nucleotide messenger RNA. RefSeq lists its product as uncharacterized. The transcript is spliced from 2 exons. The record is from RefSeq and is a predicted model, not a curated record. Bases 272 to 1882 code for a protein of 536 amino acids. Lineage: Eukaryota; Fungi; Ascomycota; Dothideomycetes; Pleosporales; Didymellaceae.
GCGAAAUGUACUUCGCAACCAAGUGGGUGAACACAGUCGGGAGAGGCGGCUGGCGCGGGGUUGGGGUCGGCGACUGAUGCCACCCCACCUUUCCAUCACCGCACAUCAACACGGGAAUUCAUGUAUCCAACGAAAUCGCUUACUGUUCUCCUUUCGUACAAUAAAUACAACAAUCGCGAGGCUGUUGGCUUAUAUAACCCGACUAUACCAACGAACUCUAGCAUACGCCAUGACACUUCUUAUGCAAAGCGCAUACUGACAGCAGAGCAAUAUGAAUAUCAAUAACAGCGGCAGACAGAUUCGUGCUUGGGCUGCGGUCGGAGCCAUGUCAAAUCAAGCAAUAUUUGACCGUUUCGAUCAAGACAUAAUCGACAAUCCUCCAUUUUCCCCUGAAGAACUUAGCGCGUUAGAGAGAAGCUUCGAGUCAGCCAGCGACAACACUGGUCAUGUCUCCAAAGCAGCAUUCACAGGACUCGUUCUUUCUCGGGGUGACAUUCCGCCUUUGUUUACAGAAGCUGCUGGGAUUCUAUUUGAUAGCCUCUGCUACCUGAGCACAGCACCUCUGCAGACCACUUCACCGCCACACGACUAUUUAACGCUCAAAGGGUUAAAGCGCGCCCUUGUAUGGUCAUUCCCGUACAAAGUACUUUCUGCAGUUACAACGAUCUCUGGAUAUCGAUAUCGAUCCCCAGCAGAUCAUCGGAGGCUUAUUUUCCAGAGCCUAGCAACCUUAUACCAUGGCCGACGCCCGCCAUUCGACAAAGAAGUUGCAAGAGCGCUGGCAGCCGACAACGCAAGAGAUCUUCCGCCGGAUUUUAGAGGUGGCCCAGUUGACGAUGCUGAUGUCAACUUUGACGAUGAUGGAGACGAGAUGUACCAUGAUGUUUUGGAUUUUCUUGCUUUAACACAACCUUACGUACCGCCAACUUUUGCUGAGCCGUGUCGCGACGGCUUCCGUGAUCUUGCAACGAAGUUUCACAAAGAUGCCCCGUCAUUGUUGGACCUGGCCAUACCCAGGCCUCGACUAAAAUUGUUCCUCUCACUGCUACUCGAAACAAACCUCAAGAACCGAAUAGUAGACUGCGCCGUGGACGCUGACCUGGAGCUUCAAAGUGCGGCACAGUCUAUGGAGGCAUGUUUCUAUCAGUCUUUGAGCUUGGAGACUCAGGGGCCCAAUUCCCCUGCAGGAGAUCUGCCUGGACCUUUUGAUGGGUGUACAUGGACAAUGUUCAACUUUGCCAUCUCUAAACUGCUGCCCCAUCUCUUCGAUUCUUUCUACAGUCUACUGUCUACUAUCUUCUUCAAUCAACCUUGCCGGUUCGAUGCCAAUACAGGGUACGCCAAGCCUGGUGCGAUUCUUACGCUUCCUCGUAUGGUUCAGGUGGAAAGCUUUCUGUACAACUCGAUUUGCAUGUCGGAGAUUCGUCGUUUCGAAUGCAACACAAGUACCGCUGGAUUGAUCAAGGCUAUCCGGAGCAUUGACGAGUGCGCCUUGCUUGUAAUCUCCGGUCACACAGCAGCCAACAAGAUGUACGUUUUCGGCGUCUUCAUCGCUCGGCCGCCCGUAGAUGGGCCCUGUAUACAGAAUGGUGGAUCCGAAUUCGAUGAAACAGCUUUGCUCUUCCAAUUGAGUCCUACUCACGAUGUGUUUCGCGGGAAGAUUGGCCUACCGGCAUGGCAUUCGGACGAUGAUGGCUGCAUCUUUGGCAACAAAGAUCACGGUGCCGCCUUGGCUCUCGAUGCCUCGUUGAUGAACGCUCGAUUCACGCACAGGCUCUUUGAAGCUGACGCAAAAGCUGUCUAUGCUCCCACUGUACAUAGGGGUGAUUUUGAGACGUUGUUGUUUAUUGAUGGGUUUGAAGAAUGGGGCGAAUGUGUGUAACACGGAGAGACUCAUGGAGGAACCCCAAUCGGAGCUCUUGUCCCGAACUGCUCAAAUCCUGGUACGCGUGUGGAUUCCAACCGGAGAUCUUGAAGUGUUUGAGGACCGUUACGACGUUGCAGGAACCCAUUCAGUUGGACUGUGUUUACAUUUUGUCAGUGUUCGUGACGUUGGUAGGAGUGUAAACAUAACUGUGGGUGCUUCUCAUUGAGCAUCGUCGGUUCUUGGGCGGUUUGUGUCCAAUCAAGAUGUGACAUAACUCGUGGAAAUCAGUCCUCCUGUCCGACUCACUAUCCGUUGUGGUACGAUUCGAAGUCCAUGCCGCACACGUUCCCG